Molecule: messenger RNA, 1053 nt
Organism: Aspergillus glaucus CBS 516.65
Lineage: Eukaryota; Fungi; Ascomycota; Eurotiomycetes; Eurotiales; Aspergillaceae
Product: putative extracellular thaumatin domain protein
Exons: 1
Coding region: 199-750 (183 amino acids)
Source: RefSeq, a predicted model, not a curated record
CCCUGGCCAUCCCGGUAUACAUCCAUUCUCAUCAACAAGCAAAACAUUCUCUUGUCUAUAACAAAGUCUUUCUCUUUACAAGACACACUCUUUAUAUACUCUCUUUUCGAGUAUCAGUCUUUCACUUUUUACAAGUCUUACACAAUUCUUUCACUUGACUUUUACAGUCUCACAUUCUCUUCACAAACAACCAUCAAAAUGAUGUUCUCCAAGAUCGCUCUCACCAUGACCUCCUUCGCUGCCCUCUCCGCAGCCCUCCCCCACGCCAUCAAGGCCCGCAACACCACCGACACCGACAGCGGCAGCGGUGGUAGUGGCGGCGUGUCCAUCCACAACAACCUCGAAGGCUCCGUCUACGCGUGGUCUGUCUCCAGUAGCGCUGGUGACAUGAAGACCCUUUCUGCGGGCGGCGGCUCCUACGAGGAAUCAUGGCGCGAAAACAGCAACGGCGGCGGCGUCUCCAUCAAGCUGUCCACCGAGACCAGCCAGGACGACGUCCUGCAGUUCGAGUACACCCAGUCCGGCGACACCAUCUUCUGGGACAUGUCCUGCAUCAACCUGGGCACCGACUCCAAGUUCGUCAAGUACGGGUUCACCGUCGAGCCCUCCGAGACCAGCGACAACUGCCCCUCUGUCGACUGCAAGGCUGGCGACUCGCAGUGCGCCGAGGCUUAUCUGCAGCCCAAGGACGACCACGCGACUCACGGCUGCCCUAUCAACACUCAGUUCACUGUGAACAUUGGCAACUAAAGCGUCUUUUCGCUCGUUUAUUUCCCCGCUUUACGAUGUUCUGCUGGGCAGGAUACCAGUCUGCUAGGCGGACUGCUCUGUCUGGACGGAGGAUAUGAUUUUGAACUCGCUGGAUGAGUGGUUCGAUUUGACAUCGAAAAAAUGUUUAUGAUUUAAUGAUUGAUAUGCGAGGAUGGAUGGAUCGAUAGAUGGAGUUGUUGGAUUUCUUGUUUAUAGAAUUGUUAAUUGGUUUACAAUGGUUAUACAAUUGGUUGUAUCUAGUGAAUUCAUUUGAUUCAUUGAAUAUGUGACUGUCUUACAAGC